Mycena indigotica is the source of this 327-nucleotide messenger RNA. RefSeq lists its product as uncharacterized. The record is from RefSeq and is a predicted model, not a curated record. NCBI's taxonomy places the organism in Eukaryota, Fungi, Basidiomycota, Agaricomycetes, Agaricales, Mycenaceae. The coding region runs from base 52 to 327 and encodes 91 amino acids. The transcript is spliced from 6 exons.
GGCUGCGCUUUCUUCCCUACCCUUUGCUCUUCUCCGCCACCAACACCACCCAUGUCCGCUCCCGCCAAAGCCACCACCGCCCAGCCUCAGGCUGCUGAGAUGAGCGUUAUGACGCCACCCACGACGGGCAAGGCCAAUGGGACCUGCCAACACACCGGCGAGUGCGAGCAUCAGCACAAGCAUAAAAUGUCGCGAAUGCGAGGCGCUGGAGCUGGCAAGGACUGCUUCCUUGGUAUGCUCGGGUGCUUCCUCUGCUUCGAAUGCUGCGAGGGUUGCUGCGAAUGCAUUGCGGACAUCGUUUGCUGCCCGUGCGAGAUGUGUUGCUAA